UGUUGUGUUGUGGUGGCUGUGUUGUGGAGUUCUCUAUAUCAAUAUACCGAAUAUACCGUGUGUUGUGGGAGACAGAAAUCAAAGUGGGAGGAGACGGAGUGUGCGGGCUUGAUUAGUCUCUUCCGAUUCUGAAUGUCUUUGUAUUACCUUUACCUCAACUAGUUCAAGUUGAAUUAGGGUACCAACUACCAGCACAUGUUUCAUUUUUCUUUGAAAGGUAAGCUUGAGCCUUGCUUGAGCUUGAGCUAUAAGAAAUGAGGCAGCAUGACAAGAGUCCAAGUUGAAGUGACCUGCUUUGUCUGUGACAGAAACUGUCAGUGUCCUGUCUGUCGGCCUGGCAAAUUUCAAUUUGAGGAAGGGAGGAUGUUUGGAGCUAGCUUGAGCUGGCAGUCACUGACAUUAUCAUGACUGAUGAGUCACCAUCUAUGUUUGGCUAAGCCACCAUGUCCCGACCAAAACUUCACAUCCAGCGGAAUGACCUGUUCUGCAAGAACCUUUGUGGUUUCUUUGGAAACCCGCAAUGGGGCGGGUUCUGCUCCAAGUGUUACAAGGAACUAAUACAGUCAAGAUCUGCUCACCAACCUUCCAAUGCAACCUAUAAUGGAGCUGCAAGUUAUGCCAGCAAGCCGACUUUGCCAGUCACCUCUACUGCUGACCCUACGCCCACUAUGUCAGUUGGUCAAGGCUUCAGUGGCUUUGAGGAGAAGAAAAAGAAGUCACUGAAAAUGGGAUUCUUCAAGAAGAAAAUGAAACACACUUCCUCAGACGGUGCCUUGGAUGACGCCGAAUCCUGGCCUGUGGAUGCCUGUCCGGCGCCGGAGGCGGUGUCUCCUCCUGGGCCCUCUGUCCCGGUGUCGCCCGGCUCCUGUACCGCCCUCCGCUGCGAGUCCUGGUCCUGCUCCGAACCGCCGCCAGCUCUGGCCGAGUUCUGUUCCGACCCCGAGCCGCCGCCAGCACUGGCCGCCAGGUCUGUUCCUGAACCAACCUCAUCUGAACCAACUGCUCGUGAGCGACAUACUACUCCUGAACCACCCACGCUGGGGCGGACUGCUCACGAACCGGCUGCUCCUGCUCCGACCGCUCCUGGUCCGGCUGCUCCUGCACCGACCGCUCCUGACCCGCCCACUCCUGAUCCGGCUGCUCCUGCGCCGACCGCUCCUGACCCGCCCACUCCUGACCCGUCCAACGGCGGCCCACCGGUUCCCGGGGCGGCCGGCGGUGUGCCCUCCCCGGUGACCGAGCUCCGCCGCUGUCUGGCCACCCCGGAACUGGGCGGUAUCCGAGACCUGGUGGUCACCUGCCUCCAGCCGCCCUUCUGCCUCUACCUCAAGUACGCCAAGCCGCCCGACUCUGGCCAGCAGCUGCCGCGGACGUCGAACCUCAGCCAGGAGUCGAUCCAGAUCCACAAGGUGCUCACGGAGUUCCUAUCCGGCCUGUCCAAACCGGCCGCCGAGGACGUGCGACGACAGAUGCAGACGAGUAUGGAGAGCUGUAUCAGCGCCGCCGACUCCGCCUCCUCGGACGAAAUGUCUGAGAUCGUUCAGCACUUCUAUAACACCUUCCACGACAGGGUGCACUCGCACUCGGCCUACUACGGCGUCUCCCCGGAGCGUCGCUCGGAGCUGGAGGACCUGGCCGAGCGCUACCUGACCACCCGGCUCUACCGGGUGCUCUUCACGCCGCUGUCGCAGGAGCUCGAGGAGGCCGACCUGGCCGUCCAGAAGCGGAUCCGAUCCCUCUACUGGGUGGGGGUCGAGCUGCUGGAGCUCAACAUCGACGAGACCAACCCGGCCGUCACAGAGCUGGUCGAGCGGGCCAUCACAGACAUUAUCGAGAUGGACAGCAAGCGUACGCCGCAGGACAAGCUGACGUGUGUGUCGGCCUGCGUGAGUCACCUGCUGGAGAUGCUGUGCGUGGGCCGCCAGGGCGAGCCGCCCAGCGCCGACGACCUGCUGCCGGCGCUCAUAUUUGUGGUGCUGCGCGCCAACCCGCCGCGGCUGCAGAGCAACGUGCAGUACGUGACGCGCUUCAGCAGCCAGCAGCGCAUCAUGUCCGGACAGCAGGGAUACGACUUCACCAACCUGUGCUGCGCCGUGUCGUUCAUCGAGUCGAUGGGCGCCGACUCUCUGGGUCUAACGGCCGAGGAGUACGAGCGGUACAUGUCCGGAGAGGUGCUGCCGCCGGCGGCGCACUGGGAGAGCGGACAGUACCGCUGUCAGGCGCUGCGAGUAAUGGAGUCCAACACGGAGACGCUGUCGUCGCUGCAGGAGCGGCAGGCGCGGCUUCUGGCCGAGGAGCAGCAGCUCAGCGACGACAUGAGCAGCUUCUCGGAGAGCGUGACGAACAGCGUGGACGAGUGUCUGGCGGAGAACCCGCUCACGCUGCGGCCCGCGCGCCGGCCGGCGCAGCUGGACUCGCCCUCCUCCGGGCUGGACGGCCUGCCCACGCCGCUGACACCCCAGGUGGUGGGUGCCGCGCCGUCGGCCGCCGGACCGGUGCAGCUGCCGUCGCCGCCGCCCGGCCUGCUGGCGGACGCCCAGGACAGCCUCAGCUCGGUGCUCUCGCUGUCUCAGAUGUCGCUGGAGCCGGCUGGCGGCCCACCCCGGCAGCCGGCGCCGGCCAGCGGGCCGUUCAGCCUGCCGCUGGAGUCGGCGACCCGGCCCGACAGCGGCCCGCGCGGCCUGGACGGGCCGCCGACGGAGCCGGCGCCGGCCCCGCCGUACGCCACCAGUGGGGCGCUGCCGAUCCCGGGCCGGCCCGGCCGGCCGGGGCGCUCGGGCAGCCCGUCGGUCGGCGGCCGGCCGCGCGCGCCGUCGCCGCCGCCGCCCGAGCUGCCGCCGCGCGGCCUCACGCCGUCCGUGCGCAACAUCCCGUCGAUUCCGUGCAGCACGGGCGCCGUGCCGGUGCCGGUGCCGGUGGCGGACGGCUGGGCGGCGCAGCCGAGCCGCCGCCAGGCCGGCUACAGCCCCGGCCGGCGGCCCGCCGAGCUGCCGCGCUCCCUGAGCCACACCUCGGAGCUGGGCGGUCGGCAGGGCGAGGUGCCGCGCUCCCUGAGCUUCCAGCCGGGCCAGGAGGCGGCCACCUCGCCCGCCGGCCGCCGCGUCUCAGUCACACGCAAUGAGGCACUGGCCCAGGAGGCAUUCAGGCACUCUCAGGCGCGGUGUGAGCGGUCGGAGAGCGUGCGCAGUCGUCUCCAGCAGCCGGCGGCCGCCGACCUCAGCGCCGCGGCCGCCGACGACUGGCAGUGGUCGCGCCAGCAGCGCCGCGAGCAGCGCCACUCGGUGCGCGGUGAGAUGGAGCGCCGCUACUCGGUGCAGGCGCCCGGCCAGCAGGAGCGCGCCGCCGCCGCCGCCGCCAACGCCACGGCCGUCCUCAGCGCAGAGUGCGAGGCCGCCAAACAGCGGCCGCCCAAGGCCUCCGACAAGGGCGACAAGCUGGUCAAGGUGCUCAGCGGCAUCUUCAGUCUGACGGACAACUUCUGAGCGCGCGGCGGGCGGGCGGCGCCGCUCGGUGGACCAUUCGCAGACGGCUGGAGGUGAGCGGGCGCGGCGGCACCCACGUACUGGCUUUAAUCGGGGAGCUCCAGUGUGGCUGUCACACUGCCUAGCCGAGUGAUUCAUCCUAGUCCGAAUACCGUGCGGCUGGCAGCAGAAUGCGGGUACGAUUCGACUAUGCUGCCGCUCUAUGGGAUUGAUCGUAUGUCCAUGUGCCGAGAUAGGCCUAAUAUUGUUAACCGUAUCGUCUCCCAUUCUGUGUCGCCCUCCUCAGCCGCUGAACAAACCAUCUCUGACUCGACGCCUGGGGUACCGUGGAACGAUCGACACUCCUAAGGGGCUGGUCCGCCGCGCUAGGGCAUAUGCAAUGCAUCUCUUGGUCGGGAUCUAUCACUGAAUGGCGCUGAGCGACAGCGAGCUACAAUGGGGAGCUGAUUCGCGAAAUGUGAUUCCGGGUAGUCAUAAGCGUUGUUAAUUGUUGUAUAUGGGCAUAUUGAAUUGUGAAGUGUAUAUUGUUGGGAGAAUUGGAGUAGUACAUCCCUAUCGCGCGGCGGGUUAUCCGCCUUUUUAUGGCCGGGCUGCUUCGGUGGCCAGAGUUCCACAUAGCUGACUGUGAGGACGUGGAUGCUGAUUGAUUUUAUUAUUUACUACAUGUGCAUGUAACGCGAGGCGAACAAUAAACAGCAAUUUGUC
Amphibalanus amphitrite is the source of this 4187-nucleotide messenger RNA. Its product is annotated as rab5 GDP/GTP exchange factor-like. The record is from RefSeq and is a predicted model, not a curated record. The transcript has 14 exons. Gene Ontology annotation, biological process: vesicle-mediated transport. Gene Ontology annotation, cellular component: cytosol; endocytic vesicle. Bases 444 to 3482 code for a protein of 1012 amino acids. Lineage: Eukaryota; Metazoa; Arthropoda; Thecostraca; Balanomorpha; Balanidae. Gene Ontology annotation, molecular function: small GTPase binding; guanyl-nucleotide exchange factor activity; DNA binding.